UGUGUGUGUUUAUUAAAUAGUCAACAAAUGGAGUUGGACACAAGUUUACCUGGGGAGGCAGUGGCCACAGUUGGUAAUAAGGAUGCAAAAGUGCUGAAACCUUCGCUGAACACGGCCAUCAAGUGCUUAAAAUGCGAGAAAGUGUAUAUAUUCCCCGUGGACAGGGAUGAUUGCCUGGCGCAUUUGUAUCUGGAGCAUCGAUUGGUCAUUGCAGAUGUGGAUGAAAUUGCGCUGCUUGAGGAUUAUCUACAAUACUGGGAGAAGGAGUUCCAAGCUCACGAAUUCGAGCAAUACUGUACGACAAUGUUUCUGGAUCAACUGCCAGACGGAACCUACGCCAAGAACGAGAAAUACUAUCUACUCUGUGAUAUAUUGCCCCAGGACUUUGAGCUGCGUAAACAGCUGCAGGAGCAGCGCCUAAGUGCCGCCCUAGAACGCCAUCAGUUUGAGCUGACGGAUCGCAGCUUUAGCAAGGAGUGUCUCUUCUGUCGCACCACCAUCAGAGGUCUACGGGCGGACUAUUUGGAUCAUCUGUUCGACAAGCACUUCCUGCUGGUGGGCAAGCCAGAGAAGCUAGUCUAUGUCGAUGAGUUGCUCGAUCAGUUGGAGGAGAAUCUAAACAAGUUGCUGUGCCUUUACUGCGAAAAGAUAUUCAAGGAUCGACCUACGCUGAAGGAGCACAUGCGCAAAAAAGGUCACAAGCGCAUCAAUCCCAAUCGUCGGGAAUACGACAAGUUCUUUUUGGUCAACUACAAUCGUUCCACCACCUCUCAAAGGAAGCCCCAACGACAACAACGUAAAUCUGUCGCUGAGGACAAUACCAGCGUGGACUUUGAUAAGCAUUUUGCGCGCCAAGAUUCGGAUGGAGAGCAUGAUUCCGAUUGGUCCGAUUGGGCUGGCGAUGGGGAGUCUCAUGUCAUCAAGUGCCUUUACUGUGCCCAGGAGGAGGUUCAGUUUACUGCAUUAAAACAGCACAUGGUUGAGGCUCAUCACGUGGAUUUUGAUGCCACAACCAGUUCAUUGAAUUUCUAUCAGAAGAUCAAGGUUGUCAACUAUGUGCGUCGUCAGCUGUGCUUGUUGCGUUGCGUCUGCUGUGAUCUGCAAUUUAAUGAUUUUGAACUCCUCGCCGAGCACAUGGCUCAGGAAUCGCACUGCGGCAUCGGUGAGCGUGCAAAGUGGGACAAACCGGAAUUCUUUUUUCCAUACAUGGAAAACGAUGGACUUCUGUGCGUUUUAGAUGACAACACCGGCGACGAUUUGGACGCUGAUGUGGUGCGCAUCAUUUCUGAGGAUAGCAUGGCGCAGAUUAACAAGGAUGCGGAACGUCUGUCAUUAGAAAACUUUAAAUUGUGAAAAUUAUAUAGAAUAAAUUAAAAUAUUUAUAUCGAUUAAAUCGAAUAAACUUUCAUAUUUGUUGUCUAGUGUAAUUUAAAUAUAAUCUAAAUUGGCAGCUCGUCGUCUUAUCAGCUGUGAGUUCAUUUAGAAAAGCGAUCAGUAUUUUCGUCUUUCUAGUUUCGUCUUUAGUAUUCGGCAGUCGAUUUAUGUCAAAUUUAUAAGUAAUAUAGCUUCUGCAAUGGGAACUAGUUUCGUAUUAUUGCUAGUUGUAGCUCUAGCUAAGGUUUCUUUGGCUUCAUCCGACACUAUUUUUACGGACGACAACGAUCAGCCGUUCUGCGAGUCAUCAAAGAAAAUGGAAAAUCAGUGCGCUUCAUAUUGUUACAAGGUUGUGAAACCCCUUCUCCACAUAACUGACAAGUGUCAGAGGAAGGAUAUUCAAAUUGCAGAGCUGCAAAAUCGGUUACAAGAACUACAGAUAAAGAUGGCAAUUUUGGAGACUUCUCUGAAGGAAAAAGAUAAUCAAUGUAAAAUGAAAAUAGAGCAUGAGGUAUUACUUAUUAAAAAGAAUAUCAAGAUACAAGAGCUCGAGACCAAAAUUCAACAGAAAGAUCAGAAAAUACAAUCCGUUGAGUCGAAAACGAAGAGUGUUGAAAGGAAUUUGUUACCUUCGAGCUGUUUGAAAUCCUCGGGUAUUAAAAUGAUUAAAUUGCCUGGAAUUAAGCCUUUUCAAGUUAGGUGCGAGAGUGUUAAUGCUUUAUACGGCUGGACUUUAAUACAGCGUCGAUUAAAUGGAAACGUGAGUUUUAAUCGUACUUGGGCGGAAUAUCGAGAGGGUUUCGGAGAUUUUAGAUCAGACUAUUUUAUUGGUCUUCAAAAACUGUACUGGAUAACAUCCAAUGAGCCCCAUGAACUAUACAUAUUUAUGAGAGAUACAGACUCUCAAGAUCGUAAUGCUCGCUAUGACGACUUUAAGAUUGGCAGUGAGCAAACAGGCUACAAAUUAAUCUCACUUGGCAACUUUACGGGUUAUUCCAACGACGCUUUGCGAGAUCAACUGAACAUGAAGUUCUCAACUUUUGAUAAAAAUAACGACGAAUGCAAGUUCGAUAAUUGCGCUGCUUCCCUCCAAAGUGGCUGGUGGUUUAAAUGCUGUGGUGAUAGCAAUUUGAAUGGAGCUUAUCCACAUGGUAUUAACUGGUUCAAAUAUCGUAUGACAACUGUAUUUAUGCUUAUAAGACCAAAACAUCCAAAUCUCUAAAGACUUUAUUAAGAAUCAAUAAUAAAAAGCAAUACUGUCCCAAUA
Molecule: messenger RNA, 2641 nt
Organism: Drosophila innubila
Lineage: Eukaryota; Metazoa; Arthropoda; Insecta; Diptera; Drosophilidae
Product: zinc finger protein 277
Exons: 5
Coding region: 28-1353 (441 amino acids)
Source: RefSeq, a predicted model, not a curated record